GCAUGGGCAGCUUCAAGGUGGAGCUCUUCUUGGAUCAGAUGCCUUUGACGGCCUCCAACUGGAUCGACUUGGCCAAAACAGGCUUUUAUGACGAUGGUAUCCACUUCCACCGGGUGAUCCCCAACUUCAUGUGCCAAUUCGGGUGCCCCUACGCCAAAGACCCCAAGAGCCCUCGUGCGGGCACCGGCGGCCCCACCGCCGGAGAGUUUGAAGUCUUGGGAACGGAUCAAAAGGCCUACAGGGAUAGCGGCGGGAACAUCGAGGACGAGUUCACCACCAAACUGGGAAACGAGCCAGGUACGCUGUCCAUGGCCAACACGGGACAACCCAACUCGGGUGGCUCGCAAUUCUUCAUCAACGUGAACAACAACAGCUCCCUGAACUGGUUCAAUCGCCCCACUACUUCGGCCCAUCCAGUCUUUGGCAAGGUGGUGGAAGGAGCCUCGGCGGAAAACGCGGCAGUGUGUCAACCUCU
This is a messenger RNA of Durusdinium trenchii, 475 nucleotides long. Lineage: Eukaryota; Dinophyceae; Suessiales; Symbiodiniaceae. The record is from the annotation of a GenBank genome assembly.